AUGAUAUUUCAGGAACCAAUGAUACUAUUUGUUUCAAUCGCUGUAAUUUUAUUCCAUUCAGUCUCAUGCAUGUUUGAUCCUGGUUUGAUCAAGUAUUAUCAAAAAUCAACUUUGCCAAAGUAUUGUGUUGGCGCAACUGGAACGUUAAUUUGCGAUGAUAAACCGUCUCGUAACACAAAUGUAGAAUUGUGGGACGAAGGUGCUGUCUUGUGA
Molecule: messenger RNA, 213 nt
Organism: Thelazia callipaeda (thelaziosis nematode)
Lineage: Eukaryota; Metazoa; Nematoda; Chromadorea; Rhabditida; Thelaziidae
Source: the annotation of a GenBank genome assembly